AUGAAGCAAUUUGUUCAAAAGACGUCCUUUACCGCAUUGUAUAACCUUCGUCCCGGGACAACUUACGUUAUUUGCGUCUCCAGUAACGUUGGCAGACUACACUUUACAUGUGCAACUUGGAGAACCAAUCAAAACGGUCUGGACACUGAACAGGUAGAACGUAAUAAUGCUUUCCAGAUACCAGCGGAAGUUGGUGGGUUGGGCGACACCUGGACUCUGAUCGUCUGGAAACCUGCAAAAGCCUAUGAAAGGGGACGGAUCUUGGCUCCAGAGGCCUACCUCCUCCUUGCUCAACAAAUGGGCUCCCAAUGUCCGGACCAGAUGAUUGAGAUGAUUCAGACAACGGUACGUUUCGGUUGUCCGUUGGAAUCGGCAAUUUUUCCUCCUUGCGUCUUAGCUAACAAGCAUUCUAAUACUUGA
Messenger RNA from Dibothriocephalus latus, 420 nucleotides. The record is from the annotation of a GenBank genome assembly. NCBI's taxonomy places the organism in Eukaryota, Metazoa, Platyhelminthes, Cestoda, Diphyllobothriidea, Diphyllobothriidae.